AUGGAUAACCGAACAUACAUCAAAACUUUCCAGAUUUUGGCAUUUGUCAACUCUACAGAGAGCUAUAGUCUUCUCUUUCUUGUCUUUUUUAUUAUUUAUACCACUGGUGUGCUUGGUAAUUUAAUCAUCAUUUCAGCUGUGAUUCUUGAUAUCCGACUACAUAUUCCUAUGUACAUUUUCCUCUGUCAUUUGUCUUUAAUAGACAUUAUUUUUACGUCUUCCAUUCUUCCUAAACUGAUGGACAUCUUGCUGUCUGGGAAUAACUUAAUCACAUUCUGGCAGUGUUUCACCCAAUUGUACUUCUUUAUGUUUGCUGCCGGCACAGAAGACAUUCUGCUAUCUUGUAUGGCUUAUGAUCGAUACGUCGCCAUCUGUAAGCCUCUACACUAUCACCUUAUAAUGAAGAAGAAAAAGUAUAUUUUUCUUUUGCUGGGCACCUUUGCAUCUGGCUCCCUAAAUUCCAUAUUUAUGACCCUCUCAAUUUACCAGUUUGACUUUUGCCAUUCUAACGUAAUUCACAAUUUCUUCUGCGACAUUAAAGCCCUGGAGAAGAUAUCAUGCAAUUACGCGGGAUUCCACAUCAUUCUCAUUAUAGAAACCCUACUGUUGGCAUUCUGCCCGUUUAUGCUUAGUGUAACAUCUUACGUAAAAAUAGUCCAAACUGUUCUAUCUAUCAAGUCAACGCAUGGUAGAAGGAAGGCCUUCUCCACCUGUACAUCCCACCUUACCGUAUUAAUGAUUUUUUAUGGCACAGGUGUUUUCAUGUAUCUAAAUCCUCCUGAGGAACAAGACCUGGUGUUCUCUGUAUUAUACACCGCGGUCACUCCUAUGCUGAACCCUCUGAUAUAUAGCUUAAGGAAUAAAGAAGUCAAAGGUGCCUUGAAGAGAAUUAUUGGUGUUAGAUAA
Staurois parvus is the source of this 906-nucleotide messenger RNA. NCBI's taxonomy places the organism in Eukaryota, Metazoa, Chordata, Amphibia, Anura, Ranidae. The record is from the annotation of a GenBank genome assembly.